Molecule: messenger RNA, 7562 nt
Organism: Artibeus jamaicensis (Jamaican fruit-eating bat)
Lineage: Eukaryota; Metazoa; Chordata; Mammalia; Chiroptera; Phyllostomidae
Gene: CAMK1D
Product: calcium/calmodulin dependent protein kinase ID
Exons: 11
Coding region: 429-1586 (385 amino acids)
Biological process (GO): peptidyl-serine phosphorylation
Cellular component (GO): intracellular anatomical structure
Molecular function (GO): calcium/calmodulin-dependent protein kinase activity; ATP binding; calmodulin binding
Source: RefSeq, a predicted model, not a curated record
GGCGGGGAACCCGCCGGAGGCGGAGGAGGAGGACGGAGCAGGCGGGCGGCGGGGAGGCGGAGAAGGGAGGCAAGAAAGUAGCAGAAAGUGAGGUUGGCAACCCGCGGCACAGCCGGGCGAGCGGCGGCGGCGGCGGCAGGAAGUCUGUGUCAGAGGCGAGCAGAAAUACGAGCCAGGGAGGGACCGCGGCGGCGAGAGUGAAAGAGGAAACUGCAGAAGAGGAAGCUCUGCCGCUGCAGCAAGUCUCCUCCGGCUCCGCGCCGAGCAUCCCCGCGCCGCCGGCCCGGCCCUCCGGGACACCCCUGCGCCCGCGCCGCCGCCCCUGCGCCCCCGCCGCCCGGCGCCCCCUCCUCAGCGCGCCCGCCCCGGCCCCACGAGCCCGGCCGCGCCGCCUCUCCGCUCGCCGCGCACGCCGCCCCUCGUCUGCCAUGGCCCGGGAGAAUUGCGAGAGCAGCUCCUCCUGGAAAAAGCAAGCGGAGGACAUCAAGAAGAUUUUUGAGUUCAAGGAGACCCUCGGAACCGGGGCAUUUUCUGAAGUCGUCUUAGCCGAAGAGAAGGCAACUGGAAAGCUCUUUGCAGUGAAGUGCAUUCCUAAGAAGGCGCUGAAGGGGAAAGAAAGCAGCAUAGAGAAUGAGAUAGCCGUGCUCAGAAAGAUUAAGCAUGAAAACAUUGUCGCCCUGGAAGAUAUCUAUGAAAGCCCAAACCACUUAUACUUGGUCAUGCAGCUUGUAUCUGGUGGAGAGCUGUUUGAUCGGAUAGUGGAGAAGGGAUUUUAUACAGAGAAAGAUGCCAGCACUCUGAUCCGCCAGGUCUUGGAUGCUGUCUACUAUCUCCAUAGAAUGGGCAUCGUGCACAGGGACCUCAAGCCUGAAAAUCUGUUGUACUACAGUCAAGAUGAGGAGUCCAAAAUAAUGAUCAGUGACUUUGGAUUGUCAAAAAUGGAGGGCAAAGGGGAUGUGAUGUCCACGGCCUGCGGGACCCCCGGCUACGUUGCUCCUGAGGUCCUCGCCCAGAAACCUUACAGCAAAGCUGUCGACUGCUGGUCCAUCGGAGUGAUCGCCUACAUCUUGCUCUGCGGCUACCCUCCUUUUUACGAUGAAAAUGACUCCAAGCUCUUCGAACAGAUCCUCAAGGCGGAGUACGAGUUCGACUCCCCCUACUGGGAUGACAUCUCGGACUCCGCGAAAGACUUCAUUCGGAAUCUGAUGGAGAAAGAUCCAAAUAAAAGAUACACGUGUGAGCAGGCAGCUCGGCACCCAUGGAUCGCGGGUGACACAGCCCUCAGCAAAAACAUCCACGAGUCUGUUAGCGCCCAGAUCCGGAAGAACUUCGCCAAGAGCAAGUGGAGACAAGCGUUCAAUGCCACGGCCGUCGUCAGACACAUGAGGAAACUCCACCUUGGCAGCAGCCUGGACAGUUCAAACGCCGGCGUUUCGAGCAGCCUCAGCUUGGCCAGCCAGAAAGAUUGUCUGGCACCCUCCACGCUCUGUAGUUUCAUUUCCUCUUCAUCAGGGGUCUCAGGAGUGGGAGCGGAGCGGAGACCGAGGCCCACCACUGUGACGACAGUGCACUCUGGAAGCAAGUGACCGGCUCUGGAGGUGGGGCCCAGGGGCAGGGCCUCGGGCAGAGCCAGAGAAGGGAGCCCCCAGGGGCCACCAGUGCCACCAGCCACUCCAGAGUGACCCCACCUUGCAUGGUGCACCUUCCUGCACAGGACUGGAAGACAGAAGUUUUUUUAUGGCCAUAUUUUAUACUGCAAUUCUGAAGUGUUCAUUUCUCAUAGACUGUACUGACUCAAGGGAGCUGAUUUAUCAGGAUCUGGUGCUGUACAUAUGAAUCUGGCAAAGCUCUAACGGAACGAACUUUCUUUGUCCUCUCCCUUGCUUCUGUCAUUUCUGCUCUUCUCAGUACAGGUAACCGCUUAUGUUGUAUUUUUUUCAUCAAUGACAAAAAGAGGUUUCAACUGGAUUAUUUAAGUAUUGGUAAAUAUUGUGCAUUAGGGUUUAUUUUUUCCUUUUAAGCUAUGUGUCCUUGCAAUCUGUACUUCUUGGUUAUAUGACUUAUAUCUUUUGCUUGUUGGUGGUAGUUUUAUGUUAACUGUUAAGAGAUUUUGUUUCCUCCAAGUCAAAUUUCAAGGUAUUGGAUAUUUUCUGAAUUUCUAACAUGAGGACUGAGAAUCUGCGUCCGAGGUGGAGAGAGCACUUCCCUUCCAUCCCUCCGUGUCUGGUCCCACCGGUGGAGGGGCAGCUUGUCUUCUCUCUGGGCGCUGUAGGAGGGGACCCGCCGAAACCCUUCCCGGCAGCUCCUCCGACCCCUCCCCCACCAACCAGAGAAGUUGAGGGGCCUGUCACCAUCAGCGCUGAGAAAUUAAAAAGCCUGCUCCCCCAAGACUGAAGGCCGAAGACUUGCCAUGAAGGAGACUCCUGCCCAGCAGAUGUGUAAGGACCUUUCUCACAAAAGGAACGAGGUGCCAUGCCGUUUAAAGGGAACUUUCCACGCUGCUUAUGUCUCAUCAGGGGUAACCCACGACAGCUCUGCUCUCAGCUAUGCAGUUUUCAAAGUAAUCUCUUUCUCUCUGUUUUUUAAAAAUGCAUUUCUAAUCUUUCACUUAAGAUGACCUCCGGGUCACAUAAGUUUCUGCAUAUUUUUACUCUGUUCUUGUAUGAAUAUUAUCUGGAAGAGGAGAGGGAAAUGGCCUCAGAAAAGAAUCCAUUUAUCUCGGUCGGUGAGAAGAGUUGACUUGCCAAGCAAGCAGGACACGGGCUACAGUGAUGGCCAGAGACUGUCCCAGCCAGGCUCAGCUGGCACUUAAAGCUGUCCCUCUGACCAGGGCUAUCAGAAAACCAAAGACCUGUGAUGGGGGGUCACCAAAGGUCCCCGCCUGCCAGGGACUGAAGGAUUUCCCAGGGUGUAGCACUCACAGUGCUAAAACUGGCAAUGGCCCGGGCAAGCCAGGCCACUGGUUCACCCGUGUGGUGGAUAGAUGUGCAAGAUGGAGCGAGCACAGUGUGAAAUCCAGGGCAAACCAUUUUUCAAGGGGAAUAAAAGGAUGCCGCCUCAUAGAGGCAGGCAGCUGUCUCCAGAUGCCAACUUUGCAAAAGCCCUCUGUCAACAGCCAUACAGCGCCAGGCGCCUGCAUUCCACACAGUCCCUGUAGGUCGUGUGUCCCUGUAGGUUUACUGUUGUCCUCAUGCCCUGCUCCUGCAGUUGGCCAGACUCGGCAGGUCCUGCUGGUCAAGCCGUCUUCGUCACUUGCACACCUUUGCCUGUGUCCGGGCCACACGUUUAGGGACAACCUCCCCAACAUGCACACACAGUGUCGGCAGGUCCAGGGCUCCAUCCCGCCUCCUGUGGGGUGGCAGUGCGGGUCUUCACCGGAGCAGCGGGGAAGACAGGCGCUGGUCCGUCCUAUUCCCACGCACGUCACAGGCACCCGGCCCCUGGGCAGGGAUCCCACUUGGCAUCUGCCACACGUGCAACCAGAGUAAAAUCAGGCUAUCACUCUUUGAAAUCUGUAAAAAGCCUGGAAAACUCUAAAAUGACGACAGACCCAGUUGAGAAACAAGCAUCAGCUGAGUUGGACAUGCAUCAAACCCACCCCUCAGCCUUCAUGCAGUAAAAGCAUGAAUCUUGUAAAUGUAAAGAGUAUCUGAGGAAAGGCAGGCAUCUCUCCAGGAGGUUUAGUAGGAUGUUGCUCAUUAACGAGUGCAAUGGGACAUUUCAGUUUCUACAGUAUAAGAAAACAAGUAAUUCGAUGUCAUCGGGAGUGAAAAUUUGCCUAAAUUUGGUACCUAUAAUGUGGGCCAAGUGGUCUUCUGUUCUUGGUACUGUGUGUGAUACACAGGCAGUUGCACUGGGAAGGCAACAUUCGAAGCCAAAUUCCAUUACUGGUGAUUACAUUGUUUUCUGGAGCUGUUAUAUGGUGUGCAUGUUACAUUCACUUAGUUUGAAAGUCUGUCUUACCUGGAAAGUGCGGAACAGCUGGAAGGUGGGCGCUGCGGCUGGUGCCCUUCAUGCAGUUGGGGUCGGCUCCUGGCCCUGCUUGGCCCGUAACACAUCAGGACUUGGUCACAGAGUGCUGUGCCCGGGGGUGGGGACGGGUUUCAUUCCAAAGGUUGAACUGGACAUCAGGCAAGUCCAUAGCAUCUCAGUGCCACCAGACUUAGAUUGUUUUAUGAAGAGGAGAAAAUAAUUGUCAUGUGGGAGAACUUUGGACCUUUUGAGAGAACCGGAGGCAUAAGGCUAGAGGCUCUGUUUCAGGUGUAUUUGGUAUCACUCAUGUCUCACAACCACAAGGGAAGAGAGCCCAGAAUGUACCUUUUGUUAAGACCUACAGGGUGGGUGGCAGAGUCCCAGGACCCUCCCUAAAGUCUAAUUCCACCCACAGGAGCUGAGCAUCUCAUAUGUGCUCCCGGCUUAUACCCGCCCUCGAGUCAGUAUGUGGCUGAGGCUAAGGGUGGACCACUGGCCCCCACCACAGGCUUUCUUUCCACCCAAGCCUCCCAUUUGGUCUCUUUUACCUUCUGAGAGCAAGUGGAUUUUUUCCUCACUUGAAUAUCGCAUUUGAAAGUGUCCUCGAAUGGCCUCCCUAGCUGCCUGUCUGUGCCUCCCUAGCUCCCCUGACCUCCGUCUCACCAUGGAAGCCGUAAGUGAAGCUAGCACUUGUCUGAAACAGCAAGCACAUGCCCACGUGUAGGCCCCAGACCAACCAGCAGUGUGCGGCUAACCGUGGCCCGGGCGCCUGGACUGCUUGCUGCUGUCCCUCAGCAAGGACACUGGGGUCUGGGGUGUCGGGCCGGGGUCAGGUAGCAGCAGCUGGAGCUGAGAGGCGCAGUGUCUGCCCACAUGAAGUGCCAUGACUGGCAGCCUUGAGAACAGAUGUCCAGAGGGAUGGACAGCCACGCCAGGCUGCUCCUGCAGUUUCACCAUCUCCGACUGCCCCUGGCUCCUCAGUAGAACAGAGCCGACAUGUCCCCUUCACAUUCCCUUUUCAAAGAAAAUUGCGGAAAGCAGGCCCCCCAAAACCAUGCAUGGCUCUGCGUUCUUGACUGUGGCAGUGAUUCCAGUCACUCCUAAAACGCCACCACAAGAACGGAGCAGCCCCCCUGGCACAGGAGCCUAACCUGAGAGAGGGUCCUACUCUCCAGCUAGCUCUUAGCACAGCGUCCUAGGAACUUGGCAAUCGGCUUGGAGCAAAAGAAGACACCCUUGGAGCAACAGGCCAGGCACUGGCACUGAGGAAGCAGGAGCCAUCUGAUGAAAGGGAUUAGGCACAUGACCCUAAGACUCAGUUUACCUGUUCAGCACUAAUCUCAUCUGUUCAUUGCCUGCCUUGGUAUCCAGCACGUCCUGGAUGGAUUGUGGGUGGGGGAGGGGGACUCAACUUUAGCAUGAAAGCCAAGGACACCAGAUGCGAAGGAGCCCAAGGGACCCCCCCUGAAAGCGGGCUGGCCUCUCCCUCAAGGAGUAACAGCCCAAUCUGACUCGCCCACUGGGGCUCAACAGUUUAGGAGCAGUUCCGAGCAGAAAGAAAAGACUGUAUCCCAGCGGAGAUAACUCGGUGUUGUUAAGGCUUUGGCCCCAUGGCCCCAUGGCCCACCCAGAGCCUUGGCUGCUGUCACCGUCACACUGGAGAAGCCACGCUCAACAGUCAUCGCUCCAGGGCUGGAUGGAGACUGGAGGGCUCGGCUGUGGCCUCUGUGCUCCUGCGAGCCACGCCCCCUACUUUGUGUGAUCGUCAGAGCACACACUUCAGGGUUUCCUUUGGAUUUGAGAAAGGGAAGCAGGGGCUGGCAAAGGGCAGCCCCUCCCACUUCCACGGACAGAAAUGAGACGCACUCUCCCAGGUCGCUCAUUCGCUUCUGGCCGGUGAAAUGAAGGUCGUUUUGACUCAACCAGUGCACGAAGCCUUUGCAUGUCCUCCCGAAACGAUGCCACUUCCUCGUUCUGUCUACUCACACUCGGCAGUUUGCCUUUUCCUUAACACAUUCCAGACCAAAACACUGUUUAGUUUGUCUCCAAAAUAAAUGUAUAACUGUACGAAUCCACCAUUCUUUUUGGGGGGUAUGCCUGGUUCUAGUUGGGGACUUCAAGUGUACUUUUUUUUUUUUUUUUUUUGCAAAACAAAGUAUUCCUGCAGUCCUUUGGCUUUCAGAAUUGAAAAUGUUCAGAUAGAAAAGGUGAAUUGGGCAAACAGACCCUAAAAGGAGAGAGACAUUUCCUGAAGACUCAAGAAAACUGGUCUGUAGGUGAGCCAGCUACUGUGGACAGCAGACAAGGAGGAGAAGGAAGAAGACAGAGGCCCGUGCCCUGUUCAGCCCAAACCUCCACUGUGGUCCCUGCGCCCCGCAACCUGCCACCCAGGCAUGGGCACAGCAGCCUGGCCCCACUGCGAGGAUGGCCCUGCAUGCUGGCCAAGGCCUGGCCCGCAGCAGGUGGGCAAAGCAGCGCCCCGGCCUCCCCGGCACCUGCAGCGGGAGCAGCCCCACUCAUGGCGCUGGGGCCCCGCAUCUACAAACCCAAAGGCUGCGCCUUUGGCAGCCAAACCCACAGCAUGUGGCUGCCAGGUCUGGUUUUGUGGACAAAGCAAAGUAUGGAAUGGCUUCUCUGUAUCUUUCUACACCAAAGGGACAAACUGUUGCAUUCACCCUUUGUACUAAAGCGCUUCUGCAUUCACCAUACUCAUUUUUAACCUUUUGGUCUCCAGGGAACUUCUAUGAUGAUUAUGUCUUCUGAUUAUUUACUGAAUUAUUUUACUCAGAGGUGAUUUUAUUUUCUUAUUGACAGGAAAAAAGAAAACAAGAGGAGUGUUUGAGGCAUUGGUUGUAGCGAUAAAAUGUCACCAGGGACUCAAAAGCCCCAAACACUAGAUAAAUUACUCCUCAGAGGAAAACCUCAAUCUGGACAAGCUGAGGUUCCUAGGACUUGGAGAAGGCCUGCACUUUGGGGAGCAGGGUCCGGGGGCAGCAAAGGCAGCCAGGCAGGGAGGGGCGGGGAGGGAGAGGGAGCUGUCUGUGCUCUUCUCCCCCGGGGCCCUUGGCCUUCAGAGUGGUAUGAGAUGUGUCCAAAUGGCAACAGAAAUGCUAGGUUUUCAGAGAGAGCGUUUAUCUGAGUCCCACGCUCAUGUUGGAAGACAUAAAAGAAACAUUCCAUCCAGAAUCAAAUUUGGGGCAAUUUCUCAAUUGGCUUUAGUCACUACACACAGUGUCAUUGCCCUUCUUGUGGCUGUCCCAGCACUAAGCAUGUUUCCCAAAAGCUUCCAAUGUCAAACCCAGGAAUGUCCCUAUGUCUGUUAUUACCAGGCUUGCGAUUGGUCCCACUUUUCCAUGAAAACAUGCUCGCCCAACAGAAGGGAAACUGUGCAUUUAGUCCAUGCAUGUAACAAAUUCUGCAAGAAGUUUAGCCCUCAUAGGUUUGCGGCUCUGCAAAAAAAUGUGAAUGGGCUGUGUAGCAGAUGAUUCUCUGCCUUGACAAUCAUGUACACAUACCAAGGUUUCUAUCAUAAUGGCAAUGAGACCGAUGACUUCUUGUUUUCCUCCAAUAAAGACAAUUAAUCACCUUUA